Molecule: messenger RNA, 4606 nt
Organism: Elaeis guineensis (African oil palm)
Lineage: Eukaryota; Viridiplantae; Streptophyta; Magnoliopsida; Arecales; Arecaceae
Biological process (GO): tRNA wobble adenosine to inosine editing
Cellular component (GO): chloroplast
Molecular function (GO): tRNA-specific adenosine deaminase activity
Source: RefSeq, a predicted model, not a curated record
CAUCCUAGACAGCCAUCGGCUCCUCCCCUCCCUCGUCUCGUUCCCUACCGAGCCUCCCAGUGGCGACCAGAGUCCCACCCUCUUGCCGGUCGACCGCACCGCCAUCUCCGGACCCAUUGGAUUCCCCACGGACGGCGGGGAUCUUCUCCUCCUUCCCCUGAAGGUGAGCUAGGUCUUGCGCGCUCUCCGAUCUCUGGUCCUCCCCCCAAUGUACAGUGGCUACACCACCACGGCCUUCUCCCUGAGGGCAAAAUCGUCCUUUUCCUACGCCCCUCUGCCCUACUUCACCGAGAGAGCCGACCACUGCCGUGGGGACUGCUCGCCUUGCGCCCAAUCCUCCCUCCAUGGCUUUUCCAUAAACCCUAGAUUUCUUCUCUAUGGCUACUGCUCGAGGCAAUCCUCAUUGAUCUACUGGUCGCCUUCUAGAUCCUUCUUUGCCGGCCGGGCGGCCACCAGGUGCCGGCGAUCGGCCCUACGGGAGCUCGGUCUCGGCCCACAGUGCCGCCGUACCUCUUUUUGGUCCCGGACCUCCGAUGGGAGCUUCUGGGAGAUGAUCGGCCUCCUGGCCGAGGUCAGGAGCUGCUGCCAGGAGAGCUACAGCACUGAGGAGUCGAGAAAUGAAGCCGGUUGUGAUAAAGUUGGCAGCUUGCGGAAGAAUUUGAAGAGAGAGGUAGAAAUCGAGUCGGUUGAUGGGGAGGGGGAGAGCCGGCGGUCUUCCACGGCAAGGAAGGAUGGGUCGAGCUCGGUUUAUUACUCGGAGUCGUCGUUGGAUUGGUACAGCGGUUCCAAGAGGAAGGAAGGUAAGGGGAGAAGGGUUGAUGGCGAAUCUUCGAGGAAUCAUGGUAGUGGUACAGUGGACGUCAGUGAAAGGGAGGUUCGGCAAGCUCGGAAGUACGAUGAUGAUGAUGCUGGGUCGAAGAAGAGGUAUGUGUCGGUGUGUGAUGCUGGUGGGGAUUCCGGUAGAAAGUCGGAGUUUCAGGAAAAAGAUAGCAACUUGAGGGCCUCGAGUUCAAGUAAGUUCUCUGAAUGGGAAAUUAGGGAUAGAGAGAAGAAAGAUGCCUCCUUGAGGAACUUACGGCAUGAAGUGAGGGAAGAACAUGGUUAUGAAGAUCAAAAGGUUGCUCGGCAAGAAGGUUCUUGGAGAUUUACAAGAAUGUCUGGGGUAGGUGAAGAUAAUGCAAGGACAGGUUUGACUUCUAAGAACAUGGCUGGUGCAAGGAAGGCUGAUAGGGAAGAGGGUUCAAGUUCAGCUGGAAAGUGGCAAGGCAAAGUAGACAAGAGAGUUGUUGGGCGAGCAGGAUGGAAAGUAGAGGACAGAGAGGAGAGUGGUGCUUUGUGGAUGGAUUCAGCUCAUGAAGUAAGAGAAGAAUGUGAUUCCAAAGAGGAGAAGGUUUAUGGGGAAAGGGAGUUGAGGGAAAGAUCUCAGAAGAUUGCUAGAACGAGAACAUCUGAGGUACAUGGGGAUGAUUCAAAGAGGUUUUCCAGUUUUCAGAGCAUGGUUGAUGCAAGAAAGGUAGAUAGGGAAGAGGGUUUGGCUGCGAGGCGGCGUAGCAAAACAGACCAGCAGAUAGCUGGGCAAGCUGAAUGGAGAUUUGGGAACAGAGAAGAGAAAGGUGCUUCAUUAAUUGAUUUGGCUCAUGAAGCAAGAGAGGAAUAUAUUUAUGAAGAUGAACGAGUUGUCAGGCAAAGGGAGUCAAGGGAAGGAUCUCGGAAGGUUACUGUAACAUCUGAUGUGUACGAGGAUGAUACAAGGAGGUCUUCCAGUUCCAAGAACAUGAUUGAUGCAAGGAAGGUUGGUCAGGAAGUUAGUUUGAUUUCAAAUAAGCAUGCUGAGCUUGAUCGAGGAGUGGUUGGGCACGCUGAGUUAAGUUCUCAAAAGCUCAGGGAAAUAACACAGGUCCAUGACAGCAGGACUGAGGGUGCUGCCAACUCUCGGAGGCAUUAUGAACAAAUGAGGGUAAGGGAUAGGGAGGACAGAUCUGCUUCAGCUCAGAGUUCGGUUCACAUGUCAAGAGAUAAGAGAACCCAAAUGGGUCAACUGGUACUUGGCAGAAUGGAAUCAAAAAGGCAUAAUGAAAGUCGCACUGAUGUUUCUAGGGUCUCUGCAGGUGAUGUCGAAAGGGCCAGCAGUUCACAAAGACUUCUUGAGACUAGAAGGGAUGAUCGAGAAGACUAUUUGGCUUCAGGUUUGAAUCUAGUUGGUGAAGCUAGGAACCAACGGAAUCUAAUCAAUGAACAAUUCACCCAGCAAUCCAGUUCAAGAAGAACGAAUGAAAGGAAUACCCAGAAUUUUGAAGUUUCGAGGUGGGACACUGAAAGGGUUUAUAACACACAAGAAAUAAAUAAUACGAGGAUAGAGGGUGAAAGUAUCAACCGUCAAUGCAGUUCCAGACAAGAAUCCGAAAAGGAAACAAAUAUAUCUGCGUACUCAAGAAAUGACAAUGAAACAGCUUCCAGUUCACAGGAGAUGUCUCGUAUGAGUAUAGAAAACCGUAGAGGAAAUUCUUCAUCAACACUGGUCUGGGAUAAGAUGGGGAAACAAAGAAGCACACUGACAGGGGACAGUUCACAGCCAACAAAAGGGCAAAUGGGUUUUACUGGAAGUUUUGAUAGUGGCACUAGAGGUGAUCAGACAAGUAGAGGUGAGAUGUACAUAAUCAAAGAUGGCUCGCUAGAGUCUGCUAGCCGAUCAGACAAGUCUUCUGCAUUGUACAUUGGAGAGUUUGUCGACAAGGUACAGCAGGAAAUUACAACUUUAGAUGGAUUAGACUAUGCUUCCAAAUAUUCUCCUGGAAUUCAAAUAGAAGAAGUACAUGGUGGAACGAGAAAUGCAACUGCUGGCACGCACUCAAGACUUCCUGCUGCUGCAUCAGAAGACAAAGAUGAGAAAUAUGUAGAAGAAGCUUCCAGGAGAUCUACAUCAAGGUCAGGGAUGAAAGGGCCAUCUGAUGAAAUUUGGGAUGUCCGGGCCUCGACUUCUCAGGAAACUUCUAGGACAGAAGAACCUGAGGAGGACCCAGCAGCUGCAGAAGCUGUGGAUUCCACCACUGCCACUGCAGGAACUGAAAAUGUUGUUGGUCGAAGAGCCCACAGGUCUUUGUGGUCUUAUGUUGCAGAUAUAAUUCGACUGAGCUGGGGUCUGCAUGCUGAGUCUCGGAAUCCAGCUCCAAAAUCAGGUACAAGAAGUUCGUCAAAUGAGUCUGUAAGCAGUGAGGCUUGGUUUUCUGGCCAGGAGCCAGAUGACAAUGAUGAGAUCGAUGUGAAAGGAAGAAGUGGAACACCUAAAGAAUCAUUACUGAUCAAAAGACCUGUUGAUGAAUCCUAUGGCAGGAUGCAUGCUGGUCCAAGUCAAGGAAGCUCUGAAGUACCUAAAUUGGGAGACAGAGUAGUGAAGUCAGAUGCUGGUGCAUCAACCUCAAUGGGCAUGACGAAAACAAGUUCGCUGGCCAAAGGUUCUUCCACCGUUUCCAGACCACAAGAAGUAGGAUGGACUGAGGGUGAAAAAGGCGGAGAAGGUAUUCCUUCUAACGUAAUAAUGGUUGACCAGUCAUCAGCACUGACAGAUGAUACAGCUGCAGCCAUCAUAGAAGAAGAUAGAACUAAUAUCGGAAAUGUUCAGUUGCCUGUGAGUAAAUACACUAGGUUGGAAGAAAAUCUUGUUGGAGAGGGAUCACCUGAAGUUGGUAAACCUGAUGGAAAAGAUGGGGAACUGAAGAGGAGGAAACUGCAAAGGAAUAAGCAAGUCUUAAAAGAAAGAUUUGAUGAUUGGGAAGAAGCAUAUAGACUUGAAAGUGAACAGAGAAAAACUGAUGAGUUUUUUAUGAGGGAAGCUCUGGUGGAAGCUCGGAAAGCUGCAGAUACAUGGGAGGUGCCAGUUGGGGCGGUGCUGGUACAGAAUGGGAAAAUCAUUGCUCGUGCCUGGAACCUAGUGGAGGAGCUGAGAGAUUCAACUGCACAUGCUGAAAUGAUUUGCAUACGUGAAGCUUCUAAUCUUCUUCGGAGUUGGCGCCUUGCAGAAACAACACUUUAUGUGACACUUGAACCAUGCGCCAUGUGUGCUGGAGCAAUCCUUCAAGCUAGGAUUGAUACUGUGGUAUGGGGAGCGCCGAACAAGCUACUAGGAGCUGAUGGCAGCUGGGUCAGGCUUUUUCCUGGGGACGGAGGAAGCAGCAGCCUGGAUUCAUCAAAUCAAACAGUUGGACCUGUCCACCCAUUCCACCCAAAGAUAACAAUAAGGCGUGGUGUUCUGGCAACGGAGUGUUCUGAAGUGAUGCAACAAUUCUUUCAGCUGAGGAGGAAGAAGAAUAAAAAUCCAGAGCCAUCACCGCCAUCAUGCCUGCCAGUAUCUACUCACCGGACAAAAUUCUUCACAAAGAUACAUGACCUGUUCUCUAUAAUGUUUUGCUUGUAGCAUUUGAAGUGGACUUACGAUUAUGAUUACUGUAAUGUCUUUUUGACAAAGUAAGUCAAAUUCCUCUGUUUUUUGUAUCAGAACAUAUGCCUAAGUGAUUUUGUUAGCGCGUAUGUUUUCUGGGAAUGUGGAGGUCAUAAUAUGCACUUAAUGUGUUAAUUAAUUACAGGUAGGCCAUAAACUUCUCUUUUUAAA